Molecule: messenger RNA, 1774 nt
Organism: Carassius auratus (goldfish)
Lineage: Eukaryota; Metazoa; Chordata; Actinopteri; Cypriniformes; Cyprinidae
Product: ribonuclease kappa-A-like
Exons: 2
Coding region: 1071-1304 (77 amino acids)
Biological process (GO): nucleic acid metabolic process
Molecular function (GO): RNA endonuclease activity
Source: RefSeq, a predicted model, not a curated record
UCUACAUUCCACUUAUUUAAAAGUAUGUAGAUGUAGCCGUGUUCUAGCACGUUUGGACACAAUGUAUCUUAAAAACUGCUGUUUUGCUUAGUUUUUAGAGGUAGGCUAUAGCUACUUCUUUUGGUGUAAUGUGUUUUGCAAAUUAUGCCCUGCUGUCAAAAAGCAUACAAUUCCAUAGUUUUCUUGGACUUUACAACUUGUUUUCUUCCGUUCUGUCCCGUUACGCGCCCUCUUCCUCUUAUUCUUUUCCCUCUUUUUCAUUCCUGGUGAUGAAUAUUCUAUCUCAUUCCCGCUCCUUACACUUUGUUCUUUAAAGGGAUAAACGUAUUGAUUUUCAUCUAUUCAAUCCAUCCAACAUUUUGUUCCCUAAACAUUUCUCAACGCAGACAGCCAAAAUCUAAAGGAAUUCGGCGAGGUUUUGUUUUGGGGAGAGAACGUGAAGGGAGGAGAAAGAGCACAGAGUCAACAAUAACAACAACAAAACACUUUAGGUGUCCAGUUUCAGUCAUUUGUUAUUGUUACGAAAGAUUAGUGAAUAAAUCCUUUCAAAUAUGUUGUCCACGUAACUCCUGACAAAAAUUCAUACAAAAUGACUGUUUCUGAUAUGAAAAAAAAAAAACGUUUGAGUUUAGGUGUGAAAUGUCAUCAAGUCUAAAUAUGCCUCACUUAUGACGGCAAAACAGUUCGGCUGAAGACGUCAUAAUUCAAGGAAUAUAAACUUUCAAUGUUCAAAACAAUCAAGCUGCUGUGUCAUAUUUUAUCAAUUUAACUGGUCUUAUAAACCAAGCAAAAGAUGACUGGAAUAGCGGUAGAUUGGUGUAAACAGACAGAACUCUGAAUAUGAAUGAGAAUGAAAGUUUGUUUCAAACUCUUUAUGACAUUGCACUCGAGUCGAUCUGCAGUCACUGUAUUUCUGCUUCCUCUAAAGUCAGCUGAUUUAAUCGGUGAGGCGGUGACUGACUUGACAUCGAUCUUACCGAGGUCAAAAUAACUUAAAUUAACUUCUAAAAGUUCAGAUAACAGGCCUCUGGCAUCUCAAAGUUGAAAAUUGAAAAGCUUCUAUUAUAGAAAUGGCUUCUUUGCUUUUCUACGGUUCUAAACUGGCAGCAUGUGGACUGGUCCUGAGCAUUUGGGGUGUCAUUAUGCUGGCAAUGCUGGGGAUUUUUUUCACCACACAUUCAGCCGUGCUCAUAGAGGAUGUACCUUUCACAGAGAAAGACUUCAAUUUCCCCCAUGUUGGCAUAGGAUUCUUGUCAUUUUAUCAGGUUCACCUGAACAAGCGUAAGGAAUAUCUGGUGCAUUAGUACCAUCUAGUGAUUGGAGUAUAACUCUACCUCUAAAUUACCUGGUUGUGUUUGUAAUAAUGCUCGAAUGAAUGUAGAUAAUUAAGAAUGUAUUUAACUGGGAUUUUCUUGAUUGCCUUUCUAUCUUUAAGCCUAUCAUAAAAUAUAAGAUGUCCAUUAUUAUUAUUAUUAUUAUUAUUAUUAUUAUGUGGUAAUUCAUUACCUUCCAUAGUUCCAUUUAUCUGUGGUCCUACCAAGCACUGCUGAUAAAUGUUUUAAUUGUGAUUUUAUUUAUACUUAACAUCUAUAGAAUAUACAGACUACAGAAGUACAUGGAAUUUCACAUGGUCACAUUUGUUCUGUUUUCACAAUAAAUGACUGAAAAUAAAACUGCCUGUGCAAUUUGUCAACAUAGGAAUUGAUCAGUAUAGACCUUGUCUCUCAGCUAACAUGGUUCCAAAAUUAGAGACUAUCUUUUAGAUGUACAAUUA